This is a messenger RNA of Microplitis mediator, 1349 nucleotides long. It is a transcript of the gene Miox, whose product is annotated as inositol oxygenase. Gene Ontology annotation, cellular component: cytoplasm. The transcript is spliced from 6 exons. Bases 514 to 1233 code for a protein of 239 amino acids. The record is from RefSeq and is a predicted model, not a curated record. Gene Ontology annotation, molecular function: iron ion binding; inositol oxygenase activity. Gene Ontology annotation, biological process: inositol catabolic process. Lineage: Eukaryota; Metazoa; Arthropoda; Insecta; Hymenoptera; Braconidae.
AGACGCUAGAGCUCAGUAAAGUUUUGCUUCCCGGCUUCUCUUGUUGAGUUGUUAAAUACAUCGAUAACAAGUUAUUUAUUUCGCGCAAGGACUAAAAAGUCUUUGCGUUUGUUAUCAGAUUCAACAAGUCCGUCGAAAAUUCUUCUCGAAAAUAAAAAACUGUAUAUAUUGGGGCCAGAGGUUCCCUGACAAUAAGUCACUCUCGCCCCAUAAAUAUAUAUACAUAAAAUUAUAUUUUUUUAUUAUAAAGUAUUUUUUAUAUAAAUUUAUCGAUUUCUCUUGAAUAUUUCAUCAUUAUAAUCAUCAUCAUGUUUACUAUAAUGACUUACCGUGCAGCUCAACAGCCUUACCAGGUUUCAUGGACCGAACAACAUUCAAACUACUCUUCUCGACCCGUCCGAGAAACUCCGUCCGGAAGCCGUGUAUGCGGGAAAAUUGGAGAGUCAGUUCAGAAAUUAUUCCGAAGAUCCAACAGAUCCAAUUAAAGAAAGAGUUAGAACUACCUAUCAAAAUAUGCAUACUAACCAGACUGUUGAUUUUGUACGAUCUCGUAUGAAUCAUUGGCUUAAAUUUGACAAAUUCAAGAUGACUGUAAAAGAAGCUUUAAUUAAAUUAAAUGACCUUGUGGAUGAAAGUGAUCCUGAUACUUCAUUACCAAACAUCAUUCAUGCUUUUCAAACUGCUGAAUCGAUCAGAGAACAACAUCGGGAUUUAGAUUGGUUUCAAUUGACUGGAUUAAUUCAUGAUUUAGGCAAGGUGAUGGCAUUUUAUGGUGAGCCACAAUGGGCUGUUGUUGGUGACACAUUUCCUGUUGGUUGUGCUUGGGCAGAUUCAAUUGUUUACAGAGAUACAAGUUUUGACAAUAAUCCAGAUGGCAAUGACAAACGCUACAAUACAAAAUUGGGUAUGUAUAAGGCUAAAUGUGGUAUUGAUAAUCUGAUGAUGUCUUGGGGACACGAUGAAUAUUUAUAUCGUGUUCUUAAACAUAAUAACAGUACACUACCAGAUGAAGGAUUAGCUAUGAUACGAUACCACUCAUUUUAUCCAUGGCAUGCUUGCGGAGACUACGCUUAUUUCUGCACUGAUAAGGACCAUAAAAUGCUCAAAUGGAUAAGAGAAUUCAACAAACACGACCUGUAUACAAAGAGUGAAAAAAUACCAGAUAUCGAAAAACUUUGGCCUUACUAUGAACAGUUAAUUGAUAAAUAUAUCCCUGGAGUUCUCGAGUGGUGAAGAAAACAAUAGAUGGAUCUACUUUUUUUCUUAAAAAAAACUCUUACCUAAAAAGAAAAAAAAACAAGUAAAAUGAAAUAUCAAACAAUGAAAAUAAAUUUGUCUUUGUAAACUUU